GGUCGUUGACGGCAAGUGGGCGUGGCCUCGCCCGACCUGUUUAAAGUGUGUCUGAACUCUCCACUGACGUCUAGUCUAUCUGUUGGGGUGCACACGGAUUGACCACUCCUUUGGGCUUGAUUGGUGGAUAAUAGUGGGGAAAACUAAUCCACAACCAUGACUGACGCGCAACAGGAGGCCCGCUCCUACCUGAGCGAGGAGAUGCUCGCCGAGUUCAAAGCUGCCUUCGAUAUGUUUGAUACCGACGGUGGCGGCGACAUCAGCACCAAGGAGUUGGGUACCGUGAUGAGGAUGUUGGGUCAGAAUCCAACCAGAGAGGAGUUGAAUGAAAUCAUUGAGGAAGUCGAUGAGGACGGCAGCGGUACUAUUGACUUUGAGGAGUUCUUGGUCAUGAUGGUGAGGCUCCUAAAGGAGGACCAGGCCGGCAAGAGUGAGGAAGAGUUGGCAGAAUGCUUCCGUGUGUUUGACAAGAACGCUGACGGCUACAUUGACAGAGAUGAGUUCGCCGAGAUAAUCCGCAGCACUGGCGAGUCUAUCACAGAUGAGGAGAUUGAUGAGCUGCUGAAGGAUGGAGACAAAAACUCUGAUGGCAUGCUGGACUUUGAUGAAUUCCUCAAGAUGAUGGAGAAUGUGCAGUAAAACAGAGACUCAUGGACAUUCCUCUACCCUUUGACCCCCCUGUCAACUCAAUCCCAUCCCCUUAAACUCACUCAUGACCCUUUACCAUCUGGUCCGUUGCCUCUCAUCGUCCAUCUUGACAACUUUGCCACUUCAACAGACAUACAGACGAACAUCCGAAUAAGGUCUGCUAAGGUGCAACACAUGAUGCUCAUGCUCCAUGGAGAACCCUGCAUGUUCCUGCAAAAGAGCAGAAGAGCCAAGCAAUGGUGUGUGGUUUUCAGCACCAUUAUAUUACAUUGCGAAAUCAACAGCUCAUACUGUGGUAGACCGCACAUGGCUGGGCAUUUUAGUCUACAUUUAGACUAGAUCAGCAGCUUGUUAUCGCUGCCUAGACCAAUGCUAAAACCUCUUACACGUCACCAUAUUUAAACAAAUGCUUGAAAGAACAGAAUAAAAAAAAUAAAACACAUGCUCCUAUUUAGUUGGUCUGAUGUUUGUAAAUUUCUGUUUUGAGGAGGUUGCCAAUAAAGCUUUUUUUUUUCUUUUUUU
Molecule: messenger RNA, 1170 nt
Organism: Ictalurus furcatus (blue catfish)
Lineage: Eukaryota; Metazoa; Chordata; Actinopteri; Siluriformes; Ictaluridae
Gene: tnnc2.2
Product: troponin C2, fast skeletal type, tandem duplicate 2
Exons: 6
Coding region: 157-639 (160 amino acids)
Cellular component (GO): myosin II complex
Molecular function (GO): calcium ion binding
Source: RefSeq, a predicted model, not a curated record